CCUGCGCUCGCCGGAUACCUAACCGCUGCGUUAUCCUCGACCCGCCAUUCGCUUUCGGCUACCCGACCCUUUCUGAUUCGAGAUUUCUACAUACAACCAUCCCGACGUCUGGCCUGUCGCAAUUCGCCCUCGAGGCUCAAGGUUCUUACUUACAGCGAGCCUUGAAUGGGGGGAGGAACUGCCGGCGCAGCCGACAGUCAGGCUGCUGCUACUUCGGCGGCUGCGAUGGCGGCUGCGAUGGCGGCUGCCGACCCAGCGGCCCCGCUUGCGCCUGCGCUACAAGUCAUUGUUUUGGGUUCCGGCGGAGGCCCCUUGGAGAACAACGUCACUGCAUUCCUCGUGCGUUCGCUCGCAUCAGGCUGGACUAAGGGCUCCGUCGUUGCGGUCGAUGCCGGUGUCCAUCUAAGUGCCAUCGUAAAGAUUCUAGAGAAAACACAACCGCAGCAACUCGGCGAGGCUGAUGGCCCCUCACUUCCACAUGUCCUCACCACUGGCCCCUUUGCGGGGCUCGAGGUCUGCAACGCCAGCGCAGAGGCAAACGCUGCCCACAUUCACAGGGACCUUAUAGACGGGUACCUGAUUACCCACCCACACCUGGACCAUAUUGCCGGCUUCGUGAUCAACACAGCAGGCUUGCCAGGCGCCCGCCCCAAGAAGCUUGCCGGACUUCCGACCACCGUCAAUGCGUUCAAGAACCACAUCUUCAACAACAUUAUAUGGCCAAAUCUGAGCGACGAAAACAAUGGCGCCGGCCUGGUGACAUACAUGCGUCUAGUUGAAGGUGGCUCCCCCGCCCUCGGCAAGGGCGAGGGAAAAGGCUAUCUCGAAGUCUGUGACGGCCUGGCUGUGAAGGUCUGGAGCGUCAGCCAUGGACACUGCAUCGAGAGACACAGCCACCGCGGUAGCAGCGGCAGCGUUCGCCACGGCAGUUUUGAUGCCUCCUCCGCGGGCAUAGGCGGGGACCCCCGGGCCAUACUCACUCCAGCCCGAGGCGUGUCACAUCACCACUCGAUGCCGCCCAACCUCGGCGCCUUUCUCCAGGAUCGCAUGCAGGGUGGCCAAGGCGGCAUAUUGUCGGGAGGCCAAACAAGCAGGCGGGGCAGCGGCUUCUCAGGCGUACAAGCUCCCGACGAGUCAGUCUGCGUGUACGACAGCUCGGCAUACUUCAUCCGGGACGUGACCACAGGGCGCGAGAUUCUCAUCUUUGGCGACGUGGAGCCGGACAGCGUCAGUCUAUCCCCGCGCAACCGGCAAGUCUGGCAGGAGGCAGGGCCCAAGAUCGCAGCCGGAAAACUUGUCGCCAUCUUUAUCGAGUGCAGCUAUGACGACUCGCAGUGUGUCGACCGCCUGUUUGGCCAUCUAACUCCACGAUAUAUCAUCGAAGAGCUGACCGCCCUAGCGGAGGAGGUAGUCGCUGCGCGGCAGGUCACGGCGGAGCAGACGGAAAAGCCCAGUGCCGCCGCCGCCGCCGCCGCCGCCGCCGGCGACAACAAGAAGCGCAAGCGAGCAGACACGGGCGACGACAACAACAACGGGGGACUUGCCCUGCCCAAGCGCAGACCAACCCCCCAGCCAAGGGAGCGUGAGCCCCGCGGCCGCAGAUCCGACGACCACCCCAUCUCACCCAAAUCGCUACACCCCAAACAGCGCGUCAGCUCCAGCUCCAGCUCCCACGGCCGCGACACCACCACCACCACCACCACCACCACCGCCCUCAGCCAAAGCCAAAGCCACAGCCACAGCACCAGCCCCCCGACCUCCGUCCCCAUGCCUAUGCCACUGCCCAUCUACCCUCCGCCCAGCGGCUCUCCUUCUGGCUCUAACCCGCCAACCUCAAUAGCAGAGUCAGACCCGCAGCAGCACCCGGAAGAAGGAGAAGAAAGCGGCCGUGGUCUGUCUCUGUCCCAGUCACAACACGACGAUGACAUGAUGACCAGCCCCACAACCCCGCUUAGUACUAACCUGAGCUCCUUCACCCACCCCAACCCGCCGCUUGUCUCGUCCUUGCAUAACGCGCUUGAGGGGCUUAAAGUGGUGAUCAUACAUGUCAAGGAGAAGUUGGAUGGUGGUGGGACGCCGCCUGCGGGAGAGGUUAUUUUUGAGGAGUUGGGAAGGCAUGAGAAGGAGGGGGUUGGGUUGGGGUGUGAGUUUGUGUUGAGUCGAGCGGGGGAGGAUUUUAUUUUGUGAUGGUUUGGUUUGGUUUGGUUUUGGACUAGUUUCUGUUGGGUGUAUUACUAGUAUAUGGGUGUUUGUUUGGGCAAGGUGUUUCAGCAGGAUCAGGUGUAGGCGGGCUUUGCGUUGGAGUGUUUGGCUUCCCGGUAUAGGAGGCUAUCUUGGGCUGGCUGUUAUGGGAUCUGGGUUUGUGGUGGCAUCCCACUUGGCCGUCAGGGGGUUUCACGGGGCGUAAUGUGCAGCGAUGUUUGCGCCGAUCUGGUUGGUUUGGAUGCUGUUGGGUUGGGUAAGGGACUCGGUUGUAUCUGGGUUAGAGGCAGGGCAUCCAGGCCCCUGAGCAGGGUGUUUGUGUGUGGUCAUUUCAUGGGAAGGCCGGGAUGCUAUGUAUGCAUUGUACGAUAUUGAUGACCGAGAACAAUUUUGAUAGGCCUGGUUGGUACAUUUGCUCUAAGCUGAUCAUGAAGAGAUAUCUUUUUGCAG
Messenger RNA from Canariomyces notabilis, 2652 nucleotides. RefSeq lists its product as uncharacterized. Gene Ontology annotation, molecular function: 3',5'-cyclic-GMP phosphodiesterase activity; 3',5'-cyclic-AMP phosphodiesterase activity. Gene Ontology annotation, biological process: cAMP catabolic process; negative regulation of glucose mediated signaling pathway. Bases 166 to 2187 code for a protein of 673 amino acids. Lineage: Eukaryota; Fungi; Ascomycota; Sordariomycetes; Sordariales; Chaetomiaceae. The record is from RefSeq and is a predicted model, not a curated record. The transcript is spliced from 2 exons.